UUCUGUUCUGUGUGUGUGUUGUGUAUGUUGAUUGAUGUUUGUAUUUGUGUUAAUUUUCGUGUAAUUUUGUAUUGUAGUUUAAUUUUCGCCUACCGCUGUGUACAUUAAAUACAAGAAUUAUGUCUUUGGAUACUGUGCCAAAAGAUCUCCGAGGUUUGCGGGCGUGUUUGGUGUGCUCUUUAAUUAAGACAUUUGACCAGUUUGAAUAUGAUGGCUGCGACAACUGUGAUGAGUUUCUGCGAAUGAAAAACAACAAAGACAAUGUUUAUGACUGCACUAGCAAUAAUUUUGAUGGAAUGAUUGCUGUAAUGAGCCCGGAAGACAGUUGGGUCUGCAAAUGGCAGCGAAUUAGUAGGUUCUGUAAAGGAGUGUAUGCAAUAUCAGUGUCGGGGCGUCUGCCGGCCGGAGUCAUCCGAGAGAUGAAGAGCCGCGGCAUCGCCUACCGCCCCCGAGACACCAGCCAGAGAUAAUAACAACCAUAAGUAAACCAUACUUUCAAAUAGGAAUAAUUACUCUAAUUUAUAAAUUGUAACCGCAACCUCUUUAUAAAUAUAGUUCUAAAUACAUAAACUGGGAGUUUUUUAAGACAGCCAUAAAGAAGCAAUCUCAGUAGCUUUUUGAGCUUAACAAAGUCCUAUGUAAAGACUACAAUAUUAUAAUGUACAGUAUAGGGGUGAAGUUCGCCCACCUAGCAUGCUCAUGCUCGCCUGCUAGCUCGUAGUAAAACCUAUAAGCUCAAAAAUGCAGCGAAUAGACAUUCUGACUUGUCUAGCUAGAUGAUGCCUAGAGUCAGUAACGAAAUUUGGACUACUGUGCAGGAUAUGGCAACUUUACCUUUGUUAGGAGUUAGAAAUUAAACAAGUUUAAAGUAUAAAUAAAUGCAUGAUUAUUAAAUUCUCACAAAUAAGUAGGUACAAAUACGAGAUCACUGUAAAUUUCAUAAAAUAUCACAAAACACUCUUUCUUCACACUUCAAAUUUC
Messenger RNA from Plutella xylostella (diamondback moth), 981 nucleotides. RefSeq names its product Transcription elongation factor subunit spt4 (gene spt4). Gene Ontology annotation, molecular function: zinc ion binding; RNA polymerase II complex binding. The record is from RefSeq and is a predicted model, not a curated record. Gene Ontology annotation, biological process: transcription elongation by RNA polymerase II; regulation of DNA-templated transcription; transcription elongation-coupled chromatin remodeling. Gene Ontology annotation, cellular component: DSIF complex; nucleus. Lineage: Eukaryota; Metazoa; Arthropoda; Insecta; Lepidoptera; Plutellidae.